Molecule: messenger RNA, 6150 nt
Organism: Beauveria bassiana ARSEF 2860
Lineage: Eukaryota; Fungi; Ascomycota; Sordariomycetes; Hypocreales; Cordycipitaceae
Product: urea carboxylase
Exons: 5
Coding region: 1-6150 (2049 amino acids)
Biological process (GO): DNA-templated transcription
Molecular function (GO): ATP binding; DNA binding; zinc ion binding
Source: RefSeq, a predicted model, not a curated record
AUGGCUCCCGAUAGCAGCAGCACUGAGCCGCUGCGGCACAUCCGCAGGGUGCUAAUCGCUAACAGAGGCGAAAUUGCUGUCCGCUGCAUCAAAGCCUGCAAGGAGCUUGGCGUACACUGUAUUACCAUAUUUACCAAUGCGGAUACAACGUCGCUGCACGCAAAAUUGGCAGACGAAUCUGUCCUACUUCCCGGCGACAAUGGCACCGGAUACACUGACAGUGCUUCAAUUCUCGAAAUUUGCAAACGCGUGGGCGCGGACGCUGUUAUCCCAGGGUACGGCUUCCUCAGCGAGAAUGCCGAGUUUGCUGACGCCGUCACCGCCGCUGGUAUCGUCUUUGUCGGACCGUCAUCGGCAUCCAUUCGAGCCAUGGGCCUGAAACACGAGGCGCGGGCCAUUGCUGUGGCCGCCAACGUCCCCGUCAUCCCCGGAACAUCCCUUCUCGAGUCGGCUGAUGAUGCUUGCGUGGCGGCCCGCGCUCUAGGCUUCCCUGUCAUGCUCAAGGCCACUGGCGGCGGUGGCGGCAUGGGCCUGCAAGUUUGCCACACCGAGCAAGAAGUCACCGAUGCAUUCUCCGUAGUCAAGAGUCGCGGCAGCACUCUUUUCAAGAAUAGCGGCGUGUUCCUGGAGAAAUACUACCCCAGCUCCCGCCAUGUCGAGGUGCAGGUUGCCGGCAACGGGGAAAUUGUCGUGGCCUUUGGCGAGCGCGAGUGUUCGCUGCAGCGCAGACACCAAAAGGUCAUUGAAGAGUGUCCGAGCCCGUUCGUCGAGCGCCACCCCGGUAUGAGGGAGAAGAUGUGCCAGGCGGCGACCAACUAUGCCUCGCGGCUCAAGUACAAGAGUGUGGGCACGGUUGAGUUUCUCGUCGACGAUGAGACAGCCGACUUUUUCUUCCUCGAGAUGAACACUCGUCUGCAGGUUGAGCACGGCAUCACGGAGCUGUGCUACGGAGUUGACCUAGUCCAUCUUAUGCUGCGGCAGGCCGACCAUGAGCGGGCUGGUCGACUGGGCCUACACUCGGAUGAGCUUCAGAGGCUUGUGAAGCUGGAACCGCACGGCUGGGCGAUUGAAGGUCGUGUGUACGCCGAGGUGCCGCUGCGGAACUUUGCUCCGGCGCCGGGGGUCCUGCAGCAUGUGGGAUGGGCGGAAGGGGACGGUAUCCGAGUUGACACAUGGGUUAGCAGCGGGCAGAACGUCACCCCGUACUAUGAUCCUCUCAUCGCCAAAAUCAUGGUUCACAGCCCGGACGGACGGUCGGCCGCGCAGGCAACGAUGCUCAAGGCGCUGAACAAUAGCGCACUGCAGGGUACGCAGACCAACAUGGAAUAUCUCGCCAAGAUUAUAGCUUCUCCCAUGUUUGUCAACGGCCAGACAUUGACAAACUCGCUAUCAAACUUUCACUUUGAGAGCUGCUCUCUGCAGGUGCUCGACCCAGGUGUCCUCACCACUCUGCAGGACUACCCGGGUCGCGUCAAUGUCGGUCACGGCAUUCCUCCCGGUGGACCAAUGGAUGAUCUCAGCGCACGCGUCGCAAACAUCCUAGUCGGUAAUGAGCCCGGUGCGGAACUCUUCGAGAUUACCCUGGUCGGACCGGAGCUGUUGUUCCACGAGGCCGCCGUGGUGGCAAUCUGCGGCGCGGAAUUGCUGGUUACCCUGGAGGAGCAGACACAGCCAAUGUGGUCUCGGCUCAUUGUAGGAAAAGGCCAAAUAUUAAAGCUCGGACGCGUGGGAAAGGAUGGUACUCGCACAUAUCUUGCAGUCAAGGGCGGCUUCCCACAAGUAGCCGACUAUCUAGGGUCCAAGUCAACAGCCCCAGAGCUCGGCAUCGGUGGUGUUCAAGGCAGAAAGCUGCAAGCCCACGAUAUCCUCGCCCUCGACCCGCGGUCCGGGACCUGGGCAAAGCAGGCCUCUCCAUUGUCGCUACCGAAAGAAGGUCUGCCCAUCUUUGACUCUGACAGCGCAACAGUCAUCCGCUGCAUCGACGGCCCGUACGGAUCAGAGGACAUUCUCUCACCAAAAGGCCAUACCACGCUGUACGAAGCCGAAUGGUCCGUGAGCCACAACAGCAGUCGCAGCGGUGUGCGCCUGUCCGGUCCGCGACUGAAAUGGGCGCGCACGUCAGGCGGCGGGGGCGGAUCGCACCCGUCCAACGUCUUUGACUAUGGGUAUCCCAACGGCGGCGUCAACUUUACCGGCGAGUCGCCCAUCAUCUUUGCCCAUGACCGGCCUGGGCUCGGUGGAUUUGCGUGCCCGACGACGGUGUGUUCGGCAGAGAUGUGGAAGGUCGGACAGCUGAAGACGGGGAAUAAAGUACGCUUUCAGUCCAUUUCGUUUGACGAUGCCCUGCAGCUUUCAAAGAGCAAGGAGGGGUAUCUACAAGCCAUUAAAGCGUACUCAAACGGCGGCACUCGUACAAUUCCUUCUCCGCAUGUGGAAGUGGCCAAGGCACCAGCGUCAUCAAUCCUGCAUCAAACACCGGCAUCAGGCAGUCAUCCUAGGGUGACAUACCGUCAGGGCGGUGACACUGGCAUCAUUGUCGAGUACGGGGAGCAACUCCCAGAUUUGAGGAACACUGCUUGUGUUUACCUUCUUCUACAAGGACUCUCCCGUGCUCAGCUCCCUGGCGUUCGCGGCGAACCCAACUUUGCCACGCUCACCGUGCACUUUAACCAGCAAAGUACGCCCAGGGAGAGUCUCUUGGCACGACUCAUUCAGCUGGAUAGAGAAGCCGGCGAGAUCAGUGGCAUUCAAAUACCUGCAAGACAACUGAGGCUGCCGGUUUGUCUGGACCAUUCUUCGUUUGCCGAGUCGAACCAGAGAUACAUGGAGAAUAUCCGGCCGACCGCGGCUUACAUGCCAGACAAUGUGGAGUAUCUUCGGAAGAACAACGCUCUUGAUAGCCGUCAGGACGUGUUUGAUUCCAUUCUCAAGGCCCCAUGGCUGACCGUUGCCGUCGGCUUCUUCGUCGGGACGCCGAUCCUAUACCCGCUGGAUCCGUGGCGCGUCAUUACUGGCCAAAAGUACAACCCGACGCGUAUUUAUACACCGAGAGGUUCCAUCGGUCUCGGUGGCUCACUGGCGGCCAUCUAUCCUGUCGCCGCGCCGGGAGGAUACCAGCUCAUGGGCCGCACGCUAGGCGGCUGGGACGCCGCAGGCAACCGUCCGGGCUUCUCGCCAGACAAGCCUUGGCUGUUUAAUCAAUUCGACCUCGUCAAGUUUCAUCAGGUAUCAGAAGAGGAAUACACAAAAAUUGAGCAAGAUUUUGACGCUGGGCGAUAUGUGUUUGACAUUGUUGAAACAACCAUCAACAUGGACCAGUACAUUGCUCAGUUUGAUGAAGCGGCGCGGGACCCCAAGUACCAGGAAUGGAAGAGAAGAAAGGAGGUUGCCUCGAAGGAAAUGGCCGAGCUGGAGGAGAAAUUGUAUGAAGAGUGGGUAGAAGCAAAGAGACUGGCGACAGCGGACGCGAUCGAGCACGAGGGCGACGAGGAGUCGGAAAAUGUGGCUCUCAUCAAGUCGCCUGUGGAUGCCAAUGUCUGGAGGGUCCUUGUCAAGGAAGGUGAUGAGAUUCAAAAAGGACAGACUGUGGCGAUAUUGGAGGCUAUGAAGAUGGAGAUUAACAUCAUUGCUGGGGACAAGGAGGCUGGCUUUGUGGUGGCGGGGAUACCGCAGCCCCCAGGGAGCGUGCUGCGUGCGUUGCGCCCUCUGAAAAAAAUAUGGGCGGUCGGCCGCGAGUCCCCGUUGCGCCGUGCAAGUUUUGCAAGAGGGCAUUUAAACGCCAGGAACAUCUGGAUCGACAUUUACGGACGCACACAAGGGAGCGGCCCUUUCAAUGUGCUUGCGGUCGCAUGUUCUCCAGGCACAUCUGCCUCAUCUCUUUCGCCUCCCAGCUUGCCAGAGAAUACCAAUGAUAGGGCAUCUGCGCCAAGAUUCGGUGUCGCUGCCGACGUGGCUCUUGCCGAGGAUUCUCAACAGAAUUGUGCCAGUCCUGCCACUGACGAACGGCUGCCACAAGCCCUGUCGUACCUUCCCGUGGACAUGAGCCCCUCGGUUGAAGUGGAUUGGGGCCUACAUGCCAUGCAAACGGAAGCUUUCAGUCUCGAUGUUCUGCCCAACGAGGCAGAAGUGAUUGACAACUACUUCAUGGGCAUAUUUCAUCCGACCAAUGCAGACAUGGAUCCGUUGCUAAACACUACCAGUCUUACUACGGUGUCUGGAGCAUUGCCGAGCACGGCAAGUCCGGAUACAACGUCCUACGUGCAGACGAGGACGCCGGCUAUCACAAAUCGGAACUAUGCGUCUUCUACGACUCCGUCGACUACUACUCCACAAACAGCCAUGAGACAGAGCCCGAGCCGCAUUCCAGGACCGCUGGACGCCAUGGAGGAUGUUGCCGCCGCGAAUCCCUGGACCAUCUCCUCAUCCGCCUACGCGCGACUGCAGACCGAGGUCAACAAGUUCUCUCAUGUCCUGCCAGCUCCAUUCACCCUCCCCAGCCGGCCUAAACUAUCGCGAUUCAUCGCCAGCUGGAUGCGCGGCUACCACCCGCACCUGCCGUUCCUCCACAUCCCCACUGCCAACAUUGACACGAUGAAGCCGAUGCUGGUGCUCACCCUCGCCGCCACGGGCUCGUUUUACGGCUUCGAGCACACCGAGGGGUAUCCCAUGUACGUUCUCGCCAAGGCCAUGAUUACCAGCGAGUUGGAGAAACGCAGGGUCGGUGCCACACUUUGUCUACUCCACGGCCUCCCGCAGUAUGCGGAGCUCCCCACCGACCACUCCGCGUCGCCCAUCCGAGAGCCGGCGGCGACACACCACUCGUCACCGCAGCCUCCCGCGUUCGACGUCGAGCUCCUCCAGGCGUUGCUGGUGCUCAUCAUGACAAUGUCCUGGCUGGACGCACCGUUUGCGCAGGAAGCGCUGGCGAUGAGCAGCCAGCUGUCGACGCUCACGCGUGAGGCGCUGUCACAGGCACGGCUCGACGAUGACGACGACGCGAACGGGGGAAGCUGGAUAGACUGGGGCAAGGCGGAGGAGAGGAGGAGAAGCAUCUUUGCGGCAUACUUUACGCUCAACAUCCAGACCAUUUGCUUCAACGUGCCGCCGCAGCUAACCAACUCGGAGAUGAAGCUGCUACUGCCGUGCUGCGAGGCAGAAUUCCGAGCACCCAACGCCGACGCAUGGAAGAACAGCGUCCUCAACACCAAACCCAACAACACCCGAAACCGAGAUUACCAAGACUGCCUCGCGCAGCUCCUCGCCGGCAAGCCCCUCGAACCCGCCGCCGUCAUCUCCGAAUUUGGCAACUACCUGCUCGUGCAGAGCCUGCUGAUGCAGAUUUACCUCGAGCGCCAGGCCGUCUCGCCGCUCCUCGGCCCCUCACAGAACCUCCCCGCCGCCACCGUCGCCGUCUACGACCGGGCCCUCGCCGCCUGGCAGCAAUCCUGCUGGGACCCGGCCAUCGAGACGACCUCGCUCGACCCAUCCACCUCAGCCCAGGGCCCCGUCGCCUUCAACGCCGCCGCCGUGCUGCGUCUCGCACACGUGCACCUCGGCGCCGGCCUGCAGGCCCACUGCGAGCUGCUAACGCGGGACCCGCGCGCCCUCGCCGAAGCCUUUUCGCCGGUGCGGAACCCGCUGCUCCUUGAAUCCGCCGCCGCCCGGGCGGCGGCGGCGGCGCGAACAACAACAACAAAGACGGCAGUGCGGCAUGCGGUCUGCGCGCUGCGGAUCCCGGUGCGCGUGGGCAUUGCGUUCGUGGCGCGCGGUCGGACGGGCCAUUGGAGCGCGCAGCACGCGAUUAGCAAUUAUGCGUGCGCGCUGCUUCUGACGCACUGGCUGGACAGCAUGGCGAGGGUUGUUGCGGAGCAUCAUGGCGGCGACGACGACGACGGCGGCGGCGGGUUGGAGGCGGAGGAGAGGAUGCUGCUGGGGGCGGUAGAGCGGCUGGUGGAGGAGACGCAUCUGGAGUGCUCGCUGGGGCCGAAAGAGGAUGGCGGCCGCCCGUGUCCGGGGAGGAUGCGGCGGCUGAGCAUUGCGGCGCUGAGGCUCUGGGCGCAGACGUGCAAGGGCAUACAGGUGUAUGAGAUUGUGCACGUCGUGGGGGAGGCGCUCUCGAUAGCGGCUGACUCGAUCGAGAGGGGUUUGUAA